CCCACACCAGACUCAUCGGCCUCGGACACGUGCAGCGGCCUGACCUGCACAUACAGACAGACAGACAGACAGACGAGAAGAAGGAGACAUGAACAGAUACUUGGAUGGCCUGUCCGUACGCUUGUCUGUCUGUCUGUGCAAUGGAGUGCUGCGUGUGUGUGUGUGUGUGUGUGGCGGACCUGGUCCACCAGUCGACGGCUCUGGACGCGCCCUCACCCAACAGCUCGCUGAAGAAGCGCAUCUGGUGCAGCGUGAUUCCGGCUGCACACAGGGACACACACAGAGGACACACACAGACACUCAUAGGUGGGGCCGGGAAGGAACGACAGCAAAGGCAAUGGCGAGACAUGAGUGCAGGACGCCCCCCUCUCUCACUCACCCACCCAGUCACUUACGUGCUGCCGACGGGGGAGGGGGCACGGCGGUGGCGGGGCCGGGCGUGUCGUCAUCGUCACUGUUGUCAUGGUUCUCGCCGCUCUCCUCACUGCUGUCCUCUGCUGAUGCAUGGGAGGCAGACCGUCAAGGGGCCGGUGGGUGCGUGGCUGUGGUGUGGCCUGCCCUGCCUUUCUGUAUGUCUGUAUCUGCGUAUGUGUGCUGUACCAGCUUCCACAGGGUCGAAAUCGAUGUCGUACCCGAAUCGCUGCGCCUGAUUGAUCAACAAGCACACCACACAGGGUGGUCACAGAUACCAAGAUGGAUGGGUGGGGGGCAGGGGAGGGGAGGGGGGGGAGGGGCUGGGUGUGUCACUUACACGAAUCACAAUCUCUCGCACGAAUAUGCCCACGGGAUCCUCCAGUCCGAUACCCUGAUGGAUGGAUGAUCGAAUUGGGUCUCUGUGUGUGUACUCGUGUGUGUGUCCGUGAGUUACGCCUGGGUUGAGGCCGAUCAAACGGGUAUUGCUGACACCCCUCUUGUCCUCAAAAGCUACUUCAACCCAGUUCCUAAAGACACACACACACAUGCAUUGAGAACACCCUUGUGAUUUGAUGUGUUGACAGUGUUGUUCCCCAGGUGGCAUGUCUGCUUACCCGCGCGCUCCGUGGUGUGUGUCUUUUUGUUGUGCUUUGAGUUGGGGUACGUGACUUUCUUCACACGCUCAAUCUCCACCAGCUCGCUACCCGCCCCCUCCUUGGCCGCACCCUCAACCCCCACGCCCCCAGCACCCUCAGCAGUGCUGCUGCUGUAGCUACCGUAGCCCCACACCUGCUGAUACUCGUCUGUACUGACGUCAGCAGGGCCACUGGCGCCCACGCACUCAAACUCAGCCUGAAUGGUCCACGGGCACUUGUAUCCAUUUGUAUCUGGAUGCAUUGCUGUUGAGGCCCACCUCCUCCUGCUGCGUUGUGAUGCAGAUCUUGGGGGACAGCGACGCCAUGUCGACCUGAUCGACAUCGACAUGUAAAAAAUGCACACAGACACAUGAGUAGGCGUGUGUGGUUGUAUUGUAUUUGUGUAUGUUGGGGGGUGGGGGUCACGUUCAGUUGGAGCGCAUUCUGCUGGUAGUCAACGGCGCCCUCUUGCGGGUCUCCGCCGGUACUCAGCUGGCGGUCCGCCAUCACCACACCGAGACCACCGAGACCCACACCGAUGUCACCGCCCCCCGUGGGAUCCUCAGACCUGACGCACACGCGCACACACACACACACACACACAGAGAGAGAGAGAGAGAGGCAUGCCAUUCUCAUAUACAGACAGAUAUCUGUGUGGGUGGGUGUAGGAUGCACUGCAUCGCAUACUGUGUUGCGCUGGAGCCCCCAGCUGGAGUGCUGGCAGAUACGUUGAAGGCCUUGGACACUUCCCUCUCGCCCUUCUGCCGAUCGACAGUGGUGACAUUGACGAGUGUGCUUACGAUUAAACUUCACGUGACGCCACUUACGGUCAUAAUGACCUCUUGUCACGGUGUGGGCAGGGGGCCAUGCCGUCCUCGUGCUGCUGCUGCUGCUCCUCGUGA
Vitrella brassicaformis is the source of this 1951-nucleotide messenger RNA. Lineage: Eukaryota; Vitrellaceae. The record is from the annotation of a GenBank genome assembly.